UCUUUCUUAAUUGAUCUGUCUUUAAUCCCAGGAGAACAAAUCUAUGAGCAGCUGAAGGAGAAAGAGGAGAAGAGGAAACCUAAACCGAAUAAACAAAAACCACGGAGAGAAAGUAAUGAAUCUACAAUGACAAAUACUGGGAAAGAUGUGGAUCAGGCACCCAAGAAAAGAGUUAAAAAGGGCAAGCAUCAUGUUGAAACAGAAUUACCAAAGUUGCAUGUCCCUAAAAAAAGAGUCAGAAAGCCAAAAACAGUAGAACUGACAAGCAACAACAUAAGUGAAGAACUUGCUGACCCAGAAUUCACCUGUCCUAUAUGCAAUAUCCAAGGUCAUACCAGUGAUGAAGAGAGUGGGAUUUUCUGGGUUGGCUGUGAUAAUGCAAGGUGUAGCAGGUGGUAUCACCGAGAGUGUCUGACUCAUGACCAGCAUGCAGAUGUUGACUUGAGUCUACUCACUGGUGGUACAUGGCAUUGUCAUCUGUGCCAAAAUGAUGGCAUUCUACAUUCAGAAGAUAUGUCAUGUACCACAUGCACCCAUGAAGUACUUUGCCAAGUCUGCAUGCUGUCAUGCACUGCGAUCGAAAUUCGUGAUGGCAUUGAUUUGUUCUGGAUUAACUGCAAGUGUGGGAAGUCAUAUCACAAGUCCUGUCUGCCUUCCUAUGUUUACAGAGAGUGGGAUCUGGCAAAGGAAGCCUGGCGCUGUGGACAUUGUCCUGAUCAUAAUCUAGUUUAAAAAAAAAUUAUCAAUGAGUAUCAAAAGAACCAUGUCAUUGACAUUCUAUUUUUUGUAUAAUUUACCUGAAUCAAUUUCUUUUUACUUAUUAAUUAACAAAUGAAUUUCACUUCAUUAAAUGUCUUUAAAUUCAUGACUUAUUCAAUGAAUUGACAGAUCUAAAAAAUAAUUCCUUAUAAUUGUAAUUCAUUUAUUAAUUUACAAUAAUCAUCAUAAUUUUCCAUAUUUCAUAACCAUCACCAAUCCAUUCAUGUAAAAAACCAUCUCCGCGAUGCAUUUUUGUUUGUUCUGAAGCUAUGUAUACUUUAUCAAAAUGUUAUGAAGUGUCAGUAUUUAUUUCAUGUAUUUGAGUAUUUCUCCGAUUCCACAAAAAUU
Messenger RNA from Pecten maximus, 1107 nucleotides. RefSeq lists its product as uncharacterized. NCBI's taxonomy places the organism in Eukaryota, Metazoa, Mollusca, Bivalvia, Pectinida, Pectinidae. The transcript is spliced from 4 exons. The record is from RefSeq and is a predicted model, not a curated record. The coding region runs from base 127 to 732 and encodes 201 amino acids.